CCAGAACGGGCACGCGCCACGACUCGUACAAAAAUGAAGCCCAGAACGAAACAGUCGCACGAGCGCGGCGGCUGCUUCGGCGCGACACGACGACCGCGGCGCCAUGCCCCGGCGGCGAGCUGGAAGUGCGCACCUCCACCCCUUGCUCCCGGCGGCGGCGGCGGCCGUCCUGACCCACCUCCUCCUCCUCCUCCUCCUCCUCCUCCUCGCCGCCGCCGAUGAACAGGGCACGCCGGCGAUCCUGGCCACGGUGUGCGGGGCCACGCAGACGCCGGACCCGGAGGGCUUCGACGUCAGCUUCGUCACCACCCUGGAGAUGAUCUACCAGAACGUGACGCGCUCCGGCUUCGGCGCCGCGGGCUCCGGCGCCGGCAACAACACCGUCUUCGGCCUCGGCCAGUGCCUCGCCUACCUCUCCCCGACCGACUGCCAGCUCUGCUACGCGCAGAGCCGCGUGAAGCUGCCCCACUGCCUCCCGGCCGACGCCGGCCGCAUCUACCUCGACGGCUGCUUCCUCCGCUACGGCGCCGACAACUUCGCCGCCGCCGCCACCGACGCCAGCGACACCGCGGUGUGCGGCUCCAACUCCACCGCCGGCGGCGGGGCGCCCGCGCCGGGGUUCGCGUUCGCGGCGGCCGCCGCGGCGCUGGUGCGGAACGUCACGGCGGCCGCGCCGGGCGCGAGGGACUACUACUACGCGUCGGCGUCCGCGGAGCCCGGGCGCGCGUACGCCGCGGCGCAGUGCUGGAGAUCGCUCAACGCCAGCGCGUGCGCGGCGUGCGUGGAGAGCGCGCGCGACCGGGUGCUCCGCCAGUGCCUGCCGGGCGCCGCCGAGGGGUACGGCCUGAACGCCGGCUGCGUCGUCAGGUACUCGACGCGGCCGUUCUACCUGCCGGCGGAGGCCGCCAGCGGCGGCGGCGGAUCAUCCUCACGGCACAUAGUUAUCAUCGUCAUCGCUUCGGUCUUCUCUGCACUGGCCGUCAUCGGCAUAGCGUUAGUCUGGACGAAAAUGCGGUCGAGAAGAGACAAUCUCCAUGACGACAUGGACGGCUCCGGCGAGAUCAUCCGUGCCAUCGCCGCGUCGCACCUCAGCUUCAAGUACCAGGAGCUGCGCCGGGCGACCGACGAGUUCAACCAGAUCAACAAGCUCGGCCAGGGUGGCUACGGGGCGGUUUACAAGGGUGUGCUGCCGGACGGCCGGGAGGUGGCGGUGAAGCGGCUCUUCUUCAACACGCGGCAGUGGGCGGACCAGUUCUUCAACGAGGUGCGGCUCGUCAGCCAGGUGCAGCACAAGAACCUGGUGAAGCUGCUCGGCUGCAGCGUCGAGGGCCCCGAGAGCCUCCUCGUCUACGAGUACCUCUGCAACACCAGCCUCGACCACUACCUGUUUGACGCGUUCAAGAAGAACGCACUGGAUUGGGAGCGGAGGUUCGAGAUCAUCCUCGGGACGGCGGAGGGCCUUUCCUACCUGCACAACGCUUCGGAGAUCAGGAUCAUUCACAGGGACAUCAAGGCCAGCAACAUACUGCUGGACGAGAGGUUCAGGCCUAAGAUCGCCGAUUUCGGCCUGGCGAGGAACUUCAUGGAAGAUCAGAGCCACCUCAGCACUGGUCUGGCUGGGACCUUUGGAUACAUGGCUCCAGAGUACAUCGUGCACGGGCAACUGACAGAGAAGGCCGAUAUCUACAGCUACGGCGUGCUGGUCCUCGAGAUCGUCACCGGUCGGAAGAACCACAACUCGGUGGCUUCAUCGGCAGAAGGCCUUUCCCUCAUGGCACUGAUAUGGAAGCACUACAACGCAGGGACCCUGAUUGAACUCUUGGACCCGAACCUUCGCGAGCAGUGCUCGGAGGAGGAAGCCCUGCAGGUGUUCCACGUCGGGCUGCUCUGCGCCCAGGCGUCGCCGAACCUGAGGCCGCCGAUGUGGAAGGUGGUUGAGAUGCUUAGCGGCAGGGACAAGGUGCUUCCCCGGCCCACACAGCCCCCGUUCAUCGAUGUGAAGGGGUCCAACGCGAAGAGCGACGGCUCAGGAUCGACGUCUCUUCUGUCGAGCUCGGACAAGUCGCCGUUCUCGCUGAACCAGCUCUCAGUGAGUGGGGUAGAGGCCAGGUAGAACCGUAGAAGGUGUGGAUGAUUGAUGAUAACGAUUAUCCGUCGUUAUUUUUGGGAUGCGUUUUGACUUUUUUUUGGUCAUGGAACUUUCGUUGAUCUGAUAACGUACACUUGAUUGCCAUGUGUAAGUCUUCGGAUCGGAAGAGAGAUUCCUGUUUGUAAAUUGCAAGUAGUAAGACAUCCAGAAAAUGUUGGAUCUUGGUUUUCUCCAAAUAUUCAGAGCA
Molecule: messenger RNA, 2336 nt
Organism: Panicum virgatum (switchgrass)
Lineage: Eukaryota; Viridiplantae; Streptophyta; Magnoliopsida; Poales; Poaceae
Product: cysteine-rich receptor-like protein kinase 2
Exons: 7
Coding region: 104-2113 (669 amino acids)
Biological process (GO): protein phosphorylation
Molecular function (GO): ATP binding; protein kinase activity
Source: RefSeq, a predicted model, not a curated record